This is a messenger RNA of Lepisosteus oculatus (spotted gar), 3745 nucleotides long. Lineage: Eukaryota; Metazoa; Chordata; Actinopteri; Semionotiformes; Lepisosteidae. The record is from RefSeq and is a predicted model, not a curated record.
AAAUGCAAGAAUUCUGCAACAAGCAUUUGUGAGACUUAAGAAACUUCCUGGAGACAAUCUUCUAUGAUCAGUCAGACAAUUGGAGUGGAGAAUCAUGUUAAUUACUAGCAGCUGCAGAACUUUUACUAAUUCCAUCAAACAGUGAAAAUAGUCUGAUUGCAGAAACCACCAGCCUGACUGUUCAUGUGUUUUUCCUGGCUUUGUUUUUUUUUCUUCCUUUAUAAAGUAAGCAGGAGUCUGGCAUUAGCAUUCUACUGGCAUAACAACUAUUGGACUUGAAGUUAAUCGGUUUUAAGUGGUUUUAACAUUGACACUCCUGUGCCGCUUAUCAAGAUGGUGUGCAAGUGAAGAAACUUGGAAAUUAAAAUUACAUGUUUAUUUCACUAUGCCUCACUAUGCUUUACAAUUUCAUGUGAUCCCAAGGAUGUAAAAAAAAUACUAGUGUUGCGUAUGUUUCUGCAUGGAAAUCAUUAUUAAGACAUUGUUUUUAGUUUCUGCAGGUUCUGAGAAGUUACAUUUUGUAGCACGGUAUUGUUUAUAGAUGAGUAAAUUGCAGAUUUAAAUAUUUCUGGACCUUUUGACAUCAUUCGUUUUUUCAUCUUUCUUAAACAUCUAGAGAAAACCUGCCCCUUGGGUUUUAGUCCUUUAUAUUAUCAUUCUGAAAGACAUUUGUUGCACGGGCUCUUUUGGAAAGGAUUUUGCAUACUUUUACGAUGGAGCAAAAUGCUAGAAGGCAUAUAAGCCGGGGGGGGCUCCAGAUUGAGUCUGUAGGAGGAGAUGGUUGUUUUCUGUUUGCUGUAUAAAAUCCUUGUCAUUGAUUUUUUUAUGGGAUUUGUGGGCAGAGUAAGGCGAUGCUAUGCUGAAGGAGAUUUAAAAUGUUUAAAGGGGUUUCUAGGAUUUGACAGGAUUAGCGGUGGGUUUAGUGGUUAUGUAAAAUACAGUGGGGUUUGUAAUUUCUUAGGAUUAAUACUCCAUUCUCAAUGGUCGUGGCCACCUGGGCAGGCUGAAGGCUGCUAUCUCUGACCUCGAAAUACAUGCAUGUCUGAGAAUGGAAGCGAUUGGACAGAAAAUAUAAUAAUUUACAAAGGCCUUUGUUUUUGUGAUGCAAUGAGCUUGACGUUGCAGCUUGCUGAGUAGGUUCUCCCACUCGGGUGUGGUUCAGAUGGAAUAGAGGAGCCUUGCCCAGGCAAGCUUCGUCUCCAGACUCCUUCAGGGAGAAAAUGUUCUGCACCACUUUCUAUGGAGCUCCGUCCGAGGAGCUAUCGGACUACAGCUAUAAAUCCAGUGGGUGUCUUGCCCCCCUGCUCUGCCUGGUGCUUCCCAAAGAUGAACUGUACCUGCCUCUUUCCUCUUCGGUUUCCAAGCUCUCAGUUAGUCGUGGAGAAAGUGCCUGUGUAAUGAUGGGAAGAAUACUCUUAGAUGUACACAUGGGAGCUAUGGAAGAUGGUAAUAUGAACUACAUUAAACAUGCGUGCCUGACAUCUUGCCAUAAAGAAAGAAAAGCAAAACGUGGAGGACCUGCUCUGCCAAUGGCUACAGUUGAUAUAAAAAAUCCAGAAAUUACAAAUGUGCGAUACAGUAAUUCUCAAGUCAAUAACAUCAUGCACUCCAAUAUGAUUAAGAAAAAGGAUAAAGCGGGGAAGAGGAAGAAACUGACAAAGGCAGACAUUGGAACCCCCAGUAACUUUCAGCACAUUGGACAUGUUGGCUGGGAUCCAAAUACAGGCUUUGAUCUCAAUAACCUAGACCCAGAACUGAAGAACCUUUUUGAUUUGUGUGGAAUCUCAGAGGCACAGCUGAAAGACAAAGAAACAUCCAAAGUCAUUUAUGACUUCAUUGAGAAAAAAGGGGGGGUGGAGGCUGUCAAAAAUGAGCUGCGCAGACAAGCUCCUCCUCCUCCUCCUUCCAGAGGUGGGCCCCCUCCACCGCCGCCCCCUCCUCACAGUUCAGGACCCCCUCCGCCACCCCCUGCCAGGGGGCGGGGGGCACCCCCUCCCCCACCCCCCUCCAGAGCACCCACAGCUGCUCCUCCACCCCCUCCUCCUUCCAGACCUGGGAUAGGGGCUCCACCACCACCUCCACCGCCAACCAGGAACCACCUGCCACCCCCGCCCCCGCCCUCACACGCCUCCUUGGCCCCGCCAGCGCCUCCCCCUCCCCCCCCUCCACCGUCCUCUGCUCCAGCGGGCCUGGGCUCGGGCGUACCCCCUCCACCACCCCCUCCGCCACCUCUCCCGGGCCCCCCGCCUCCCCCUGCUCCAGCCAUGGAUAGUGAGCCACUUGAGUCUCCCCUGGGAGGAAAAUCUGCGCUCCUGGAUCAGAUCAGAGAGGGGACUCAGCUGAAGAAGGUGGAACAGAACAACAAGCCCGCGUCCAACACAGGAAGAGACGCACUCCUAGACCAGAUACGGCAGGGCAUUCAGCUAAAGACGGUAUCAGAUGGACCUGACUCAGCCCCACCGACACCAGCACCUACUUCUGGGAUAGUAGGGGCACUAAUGGAGGUGAUGCAGAAGAGGAGUAAAGCCAUUCACUCUUCCGAUGAAGAUGAAGAUGAUGAUGAGGAGGAGGAUUUUGAAGAUGAUGAUGAAUGGGAUGACUAGUGUAUUUUCACCAGAAAUAAUUAAGACACUAAAUUGAUACCAUCUUUUUAAAUCUUAUUAAGAUUAUAAUGUAAAUGUUCUACCAAUUUGCUGUAUAUUUUUGUUGCCUUUUGCUUUUUUAUUAAUCUGUGCAAUACCUCAUUUAAUCUGUAAAGGUUUGUCAUAUAUCUUUCGUAAAGCUACUCCCUAUUAACUUGUGCAAUUUUACAUCAGGAGAGAUACACUUGACUUUUAGAUUUGAAUGUUACUUUUCUUCAGUAAAGUAAGGGAGUUUAAAGGUGUCAAGAAAACUGAAAAAAUGCUUCAUGUUGUAAUUGUUAGUUAAUGCAAAAUAACACUAUUUUCAUACCCUACUUUUCUGUACCUUAAAGUUUCUUAUCAAAAUCCUAGUAUAGCACUAUUUUUUUUUAAAUACAGCUCUUAGAAUAUUUAGCCCCAUCAUUUCCAAUGUAAAGUUACACAAAUGUUGAGGCUCUUAUAUUUUUGCACGAUUAAAAAAAGUAAUUCACUACAGUAAUACAGUUACGAGCUAAUACUGUAUUCAGCAAUGUGCUUUAAAGACUCCAAGAAUUCACUACAAAAGUAUACAUCAUCCUAUAAACAUUGUAUGUCACUUACUGUAGCAAUACUCUGGACUUGAGGGUGAGGUUGUUUUUUAAUCAUGUCACCUUGUAUAUCUGAUUUUGUUUGAGUUUCACGGUUCUUUUUUCUCUUUAUUACUGUAGCAUUUAUAAAAAGAAUGUUAUUGAGAUCAGGUCAGUCUUCAUUUAAAAAAAUACCAUCUUUUAUUUAAAAACCUGCAACUUACCAUUACAUAGUGCUGGUUCAUAUAUUAAUGGCUGCAGUAAAAAGGUAAUAAAUUAAUUUACAGUCUUUUGCAAGAUAUUUCUGAGGGUCUAUUGCUUGAUAUUUGCAACUACUUGCAAGGUAAUAAUGCCUGUAAAGAUUAUUGAACCUCUAUGUAGUUAUGCAUACUGUUUUUAACAGUACUGUUGUACAUGGCUGACUUUUACAAUCUUUUUUUUUUCCUGGGGUUUGUGGUGCAUUAGAUACCAGAAUAUUGACAUCAAACCUGCAAAAUAGGUUGGGAAUGGAAUAAUACUAAAUUGUAUACUUAAAUAAAUGUUAAUAUUUACAGAUCA